This is a messenger RNA of Maudiozyma saulgeensis, 1221 nucleotides long. The record is from the annotation of a GenBank genome assembly. NCBI's taxonomy places the organism in Eukaryota, Fungi, Ascomycota, Saccharomycetes, Saccharomycetales, Saccharomycetaceae.
AUGGCCAAGACUACUUCCAAGAAAGACGCUAAGCUAGCUAAGAAGGCUGCUGCUGAAGAAAAGGCUGCUGCCACUUCUUCUUCCGAAGAAUCCUCCUCUUCCUCUUCUUCCUCUUCUUCUGAAUCCAGCUCUGAUUCCAGCUCUGAUUCUGAAUCCUCUUCAUCCGAUUCUGAAUCUUCUUCUUCUGACUCUGAAGAAGAAACUAAGAAGGAAGAAACUAAGAAGGAAGAAUCCUCUUCUUCCGACUCUGAAUCUUCUUCAUCUUCUUCCGACUCCUCUUCAUCUGAUUCUGAAUCCGAUGCUGAAGAAGAAGAAUCUAACGAUAAAAAGCGUAAAGCUGAAGAUGAUGAAGAAUCUGAAGAAUCCGAAGAUUCUGAUGCUAAGAAACAAAAGACUGAAGAACCUGCUGAAGGUGAUGCUGAUGAAGAACCAGCUACCAUCUUCGUUGGUAGACUAUCUUGGUCCAUUGACGGUGAUUGGUUAAAGAGCGAAUUCGAACACAUUGGUGGUGUUAUCGCUGCUAGAGUUAUCUACGAAAGAGGUACCGACAGAUCUAAGGGUUACGGUUACGUUGAUUUCAAGAAUAAGACUUUUGCCGAAAAAGCUGUUAAAGAAAUGCAAGGUAAAGAAAUUGAUGGUCGUGAAAUUAACUGUGACAUGUCAAACUCUAAACCAGCUACUAACAACAAUGGUGGUGACCGUGCUAGAAAAUUCGGUGAUGUUCCAAGUGAACCAUCCGACACUUUAUUCUUAGGUAACUUAUCCUUCGGUGCUAACAGAGAUGAAAUUUCUGAUCUUUUCAGUAAGUUCGGUGAAAUUGUUUCUGUUCGUUUACCAACUCAUCCAGAAACUGAACAACCAAAGGGUUUCGGUUACGUUCAAUACGGUAACAUCGAUGAUGCUAAGAAGGCUCUAGAAGCUCUACAAGGUGAAUACAUUGACAACAGACCAGUCAGAUUAGAUUACUCUACUCCAAGACCACAAAACGACAGAGGUGGUUUCGGUGGUAACAGAGGUGGUUUCGGUGGCCGUGGUGGCUUUGGUGGCCGUGGUGGUUCCAGAGGUGGUUUCGGUGGCCGUGGUGGUUCCAGAGGUGGCCGUGGUGGUUUCGGUGGUAACAGAGGUGGUUUCAGAUCCAGUGGUUCUGGUGCUAACAAUGCUCCAUUAGGUAAAUCUAGAAACACUGCUGACUUCACUGGUACUAAGAAGACCUUUGAUUAA